AUGGAUGCCUUCAGCACCAAGAACCUGGCCCUCCAGGCCCAGAAGAAGCUGGUGAGCAAGAUGGCGUCCAAGGCGGUGGUAUCCGCGCUCAUCGACGACACCAGCAGUGAGGUGCUGGACGAGCUGUACCGCGCCACCAAGGAGUUCACGCGGAGCCGCAAGGAGGCCCAGAAGGUGGUGCAGAACCUGGUCAAGGUGAUGCUGAAGCUGGGCGUCCUGCUCCGUGGCAGCCAGCUGGGUGGCGAGGAGCUGGCGCUGUUGCAGCGUUUGCGCCGGAGGGCGCGCAGCCUGGCCAUGACGGCCAUCAGCUUCCACCAGGUGGACUUCACCUUUGACCGGCGCGUGCUGGCCGCCGCGCUGCUCGAGUGUCGGGACCUGCUGCACCAGGCCGUGGGCCCCCACCUGACCGCCAAGUCCCACAGCCGCAUCAACCACGUCUUCAGCCGCUUGGCUGACUGUGACUUCCUGGCGGCGCUCUACGGCCCAACCGAACCUUACUGCUCGCACCUGCGCCGCAUCUGCGAGGGCCUUGGCAAGAUGCUGGACGAGGGCAGCAUCUGA
Orycteropus afer afer is the source of this 561-nucleotide messenger RNA. It is a transcript of the gene TNFAIP8L1, whose product is annotated as TNF alpha induced protein 8 like 1. Gene Ontology annotation, cellular component: cytoplasm. The record is from RefSeq and is a predicted model, not a curated record. Bases 1 to 561 code for a protein of 186 amino acids. The transcript has a single exon. Lineage: Eukaryota; Metazoa; Chordata; Mammalia; Tubulidentata; Orycteropodidae. Gene Ontology annotation, biological process: negative regulation of TOR signaling; regulation of apoptotic process.